AUGGCGGUGCCAGGAUCUACACAAAGGAUGUCCAGCUCUGGGCUCUUGACACAGCACCAUGCAGCCUCAGUUGGUGAGCAGGGCUUCAAAGGUGGAGGGGACCUCCCAGAUGGAGAAAAGGGAGAGCACCUCAGUCAGAGGCCUGGCAUCUCCCCAGGCAGAAAGAAUGGACAGCAAGAGCAAGUAAGAAAGUCUUUGUCACAUGACAAGGAUGCUGAAGAAGGCAGCUACUGUAAAUGCUCAGCUGCCGAGGAAGCAAAGCUGCCCCGUCGUGAUGUCUACGAAGCAGACAUGAAUGUGGAAGAGUAUGACAAAGGGCGGCCUGGAGUCCCCGGAGGAGAUCAAGAUGUUGCUGACUGCCUUUCAAAGGAAGAGAAGCCUGUUAAUCCUCCUGGAUUACCAGCAGCAGAGGGAACCAUAGCAAUAAGUGAGAUCCUAAGCACGACUGACUCCACAUCCCAGAGACCUGCAAUACCUGGCCACUUAGGGCCAGCGCCACAAGAUAUGGGCAACACACUAGGCUACCAGGAGAAUUCUAAGAAGGACCCGGGAAGACGGAGAGGAAAAUGUGGCAGUGGGAGAGACAUUUCUAAAAUUUCGGCACCCAAAAUGAACUCAGAAGAGGCUUUGAGCCACUUUAGUGGAAAGAGCUGUGUCACCACAGAUUUCCACCAAGAAAAAUGGAUCUAUGUUCACAAGGGAAGUACUAAAGAGCGCCAUGGCUAUUGUACUUUGGGGGAAGCUUUCAACAGACUGGACUUCUCAACAGCAAUUCUGGAUUCCAGAAGAUUCAACUACGUAGUACGGCUGUUGGAACUGAUAGCAAAGUCACAGCUCACAUCCCUGAGUGGCAUCGCUCAAAAGAACUUCAUGAACAUUUUGGAAAAAGUGGUUCUGAAGGUGCUUGAAGACCAGCAAAACAUUAGGUUAAUAAGGGAACUACUCCAGACCCUCUACACAUCCUUAUGUACACUGGUCCAGAGAGUGGGCAAGUCUGUGCUAGUGGGGAACAUUAACAUGUGGGUGUAUCGGAUGGAGACCAUUCUACACUGGCAGCAGCAGCUGAACAACAUCCAGAUCACCAGGGUAAGCAAGGCCCUGCCUUCUCCAGGCCCCACCUCCGCAGACUCCUCCUCCCCUAGGCUCCGCCUCCCCCAAACCCCGCCUCCUCCUGCUGCGAUGCUGAGUGGCCUCACCAUGGCUGGCCAUAGAGGAGCCCCAGAGUCUUCUGAUUUCAUGCCUUAUCCUGCAGCUGAGGGUGGCCUGGGGGGAUUUCUGAUAAAGGGAAGGUGGGAAGAGGAACUUGACAAAAUGGGAUCAAAAGAUGUGAAAGAUGACAGCCAAAUGACACAUUGUGGGAAAGUGAAAACUUGGCUUUAGGGAAGAUGCUGGCCGUUCUGCAGAAAUCUUCAGUGAGGCUCAGGGAUCUCUCUGCUCAUUUCCUCAUAAAGAAUGAGCUGUUUGCGGAUCCUGGCAUGGUGGCUCACAUCUAUAAUCCCAGCUACUCGGGAGGCAUUGGUAGGAAGAUCACGGUCCCAGGCAAGACUGGGCAAAAAGUGAGACUUUAUCUAAACAAAAUAGCUUUAAAGACUUUUUGUCUUUAAACAAGACUAGAGACAUGACUCAAAUGGCACAGCAUUUGCCUAUCAAGCACAAAGUCCUGAGUUCAAACCUCAGUACCAUCACCAAAAAAAAGUGUGGGGGUGAUGAGCUGUUUGCAGCUUUGGGGUACACUCUCAAAUACAUAGAACCAGGAAGGCAGUGGCUUGGAGAACUGGUCCCAGCCUUUCAAAAUUCUAAUUCCAGUUACAGAUAGUUACCUAAAGGAAACCUUUGAUCUGACUAUGACCACGCAUGUAGGAAAAUGGUGAGCACCUCAUUGAAAGAAUGCCCUAUGUGACUACUGGUAUCCGUAGUUUCUUUUGGCUUUCAAAAUGUAAUUGGCCCUCAGCUCUUCUCCUCCUAAGAGUGAGCAGGAAGACUAAGGCACACAAAAAAUAUGCAACAGACACUGGUGUAAUCUCUCAGGGCUCACUGAGGGACAAGACACACUUAGGCAGCUCACCUAACACUUUGCUUACUUAUCUAAUCACUAGCCCAGGCUGUGUAAGUGGCUUCCAGGGCCCACGCUGAUAAAGCUUGGGGCGCCACCGUAUCAAGAGGUAGCAUGCAGAAACCUCCUGGACCUUUCUUAAAUAAUCAUUUUAUUCUCUGAAGUUUUCAAAAUGCACAUCUUUUGCUUUACUGUUAGGUUGAUGACUGCUCUAUGCCUUGGUUUCCUAAGCUCUGAAGCAUAAGGAGUAAUAGGAAGCCUUAGAGCUAAGCAACCACACUCACACAUGCCCACGAAGGCAUGUGUGUGCGCACACAGACACGCUCGGAGCGGAGCGCACACGCGGGCUCUCUUCCAGAAACAUUCGCAGUUAUUUGAUUAUUUUAAAAGAAUGUGAGGCUGAGCACCGAUGGCUCACACCUGUAAACCUAGCUGAGAUGGGGAGGAUCAAGGAUCGAGGC
Castor canadensis (American beaver) is the source of this 2514-nucleotide messenger RNA. NCBI's taxonomy places the organism in Eukaryota, Metazoa, Chordata, Mammalia, Rodentia, Castoridae. The record is from RefSeq and is a predicted model, not a curated record.